UUUGGCUCGAGACGGCUCGCUGUUUACCGCCGCGCGCGCGUGUCACACCGGCACACACCAAAGCGCCCUCGCGCCGCCGCGCCUCCGCUCAGCUCGCGCGUGGAUCUCCGGUACCGCACGCUGCCUGCAGUACCGGUACGGGAAUAGACCGCUCUCGGGAGUCGGCGGUUUUUUAUGUUUUUAAGUCUCGCGACUAAAAAAGACCGGAGCGCGUGAGAGUUCUGGACUCCCGUAACAACUCCUGAAACAAAGACGCGUCCUCGCGCAGAGAGAGAGAGAGAGGUCUCGAGCCGAAACGUGAUGGAGUGAUAAUGGACUGAGUGCAGAUACGGGAGUUCGGUUCCGAGACCCUGAGGAAGCCCACCUGGACCGCAGUACACAACCAUGGAUAACUUCUUCACUGAGGGCUGCCGAGUGUGGCUGUGGGAGGGGGAUCAGUACUGGCCCAGUACAGUGGACUCCUGCUCGGGUGGUGUGGUGGUCUUCCGCACAGACUUUGGACAGGUCUACACGUAUAAGCAGAAUGCUCUCAGCAGGCAGAGAGUGUAUGAGAUGCACAGUAACAGUGUGCACGGAGUGGAGGACAUGGCGGCCCUGCAGGAUCUGCAUGAAGGAGCUAUUCUACACAACCUGCACCUGAGAUACACACAACACAGCAUAUACACAUAUAUUGGGUCUAUAUUAGCAGCAGUGAACCCGUACCAGUGCAUACCGGAGAUGUACGAUGUUUCGGCGGUGGAGAGAUACAGUCGGCAUCAUCUGGGUGAAAUCCCCCCUCACAUCUACGCCAUCGCUAACGAGUGCUACCGAUCUCUGUGGAAACGAAGCAACAACCAGUGUGUGCUCAUCAGUGGGGAGAGUGGUGCAGGGAAGACAGAGAGCACCAAAGUGAUUCUUCGGUUCUUGUCGUUGAUGAGCCAACAGAGUCUAGAACUGUCUGCCAGAGACAGAUCAUCACAUGUAGAGGAGGCCCUACUGGAGAGCAGUCCCAUAAUGGAGGCGUUUGGGAAUGCUAAGACGGUGUACAAUAAUAACUCCAGCCGAUUCGGGAAGUUCAUUCAGCUUCAUUUCAGCCAGCGGGGGAACAUCCAGGGAGGAAAGAUCGUCGACUACUUACUGGAGAAGAAUCGAGUUGUGCGUCAGAACCCAGGAGAGAGAAACUACCACAUAUUCUAUGCUCUGCUCGCAGGAACCAGUGCAGAACAGAGGGAGGCCUUCUCUCUUCUUCCUGCUGAAAAUUUUCAUUAUCUGAAUCAGUCCAGCUGUGUGAAAGAUGACACCAUUGAUGACAAAAGCACAUUUCAGGAAGUGCUGAAUGCCUUGAGGACAAUGCAGUUUGGGGAAGAGAGUAUUCGUGAAGUUUUAAGGCUUCUGGCUGGAAUUCUGCACCUGGGUAACAUCGAGUUCAUCACAGCUGGAGGAGCCCAGGUCUCUUCCAAAGCAGCUCUCAGUAUUGCAGCAGACUUGUUGGGGUUGGACUGUACUCAGCUGGCUGAAGUUCUAACUCACAGGUCCAUGAUUCUCAGAGGAGAAGAGAUCAGCACUCCACUUACUGUAGAACAGGCUGUAGAUUCUCGAGACUCCAUGGCGAUGGCCCUCUACUCUCAGUGCUUCACCUGGAUCAUCCAUCGGCUCAACAAGCGCAUCCACGGCAACGACAACUUCAAGUCUAUCGGCAUCCUGGACAUCUUUGGAUUUGAGAACUUUGAGGUGAACCGGUUUGAGCAGUUCAAUAUUAACUAUGCUAAUGAGAAGCUGCAGGAGUAUUUCAAUAAGCACAUUUUCUCAUUGGAGCAGCUGGAGUACAACAGGGAAGGACUGGUCUGGGAUGAUGUUAAUUGGAUGGAUAAUGGAGAAUGCCUAGAUCUCAUAGAGAAGAAACUGGGCCUGCUGGCUCUGGUGAACGAGGAGAGUCAUUUCCCCAAAGCCACUGAUGCUACACUGCUGGAGAAACUCCACAGCCAACACUCUAAAAACCCUUUCUACAUUAAGCCUCGAGUUGCUGUGCACUAUUUUGGAGUGAAGCACUAUGCAGGAGAGGUGGUGUAUGAUGUACGAGGCAUCCUGGAGAAGAACAGAGACACUUUCAGAGAUGACAUUCUCAAUUUACUCAGGGAGAGCAGGUUGGAUUUUGUGUAUGAUUUGUUUGAGAGGAUGAGUGCUAGGUGCGGGCAGGACAUGAUAAAGAGCAGCUCACAGCAUAGGAGGCCGACGGUCAGCUCACAGUUUAAGAAUUCUCUGCACUCUCUGAUGUCCACCCUCAGCACAUCCAACCCGUUCUUUGUGCGCUGCAUCAAACCAAACAACAAUAAGAUGCCGGAUUGUUUUGAUCACUCCGUGGUGCUGAACCAGUUGCGUUAUUCUGGAAUGCUGGAGACAGUCAGGAUCAGACGCGCUGGCUUUCCAGUUCGCAGGACCUUCCAGGACUUCUGCUCCAGAUACUAUGUGUUGAUGAGGGGAGUUAUCAUGUGUGAGGAUCAGAAGGAGGCGUGUCUCCGGUUGCUGCGUGUCUAUGAUAGCAGCAGUGCAGAAUGGCAGCUGGGCAAGACCAAGGUGUUCCUGAAGGAGAGCCUAGAGCUGCGAUUGGAGAAGAAACGAGAGGAGGAGGUGCUCCGGGCUGCAGCCAUCAUUCAGGCUCAUAUACUGGGCUACAGGGCACGAAAGCAGUACAGGCGGCUGCUGCAGUGUGUGGUGGUGAUCCAGAAGAACUGGAGGGCGCGAUUCUGGCGCAAGCGCUUCCUGAUGCUGCGCUGGGCCUCGAUCACACUCCAGAAAAGAGUCAGAGGUCAAAGGGCGCGGCAGCUCUACCUACAGCUGCUGGAGGAACGAAAGAGGAGGUUAGAGGAAGAGGAGGAGCGGAGACGAAGAGAGGAAGAAGAGCUAGAGAGGAAGAGACAGGAGAUGGAGGCAGAGCGGCAGGCGCGAGAAGCCGAGGAGGCACGGAGAGCAGAGGAGGCUCAGCGAAAGAAGGAAGAGGAGGCUCUUAAAAAGCAACAGACAUUGGCGUCAUCUUCAUUGUCUUUGCCUGAGAGUGACCUGCCCGAACCUUCAGCUGAAGAGGAGGCCUUUGAAGAGGUGUUUGAAGAGGAGGUGCGUCCACACGAGGCGUCUCAGGUGGAGGAGAUCUUGCGCCUGGAGAGGGAAAUCGAGGGGCUAAGGCGACAGAAGGAGACGCGGGAGCAGUGCCUGAACACCCAUUCGCUGGCCCGUCUGCAGCAACUGCGGGAUCAGGAGCUGCUGCGUCUGGAGGAGGAGGCCUGCCGGGCGGCCCAGCAGUUCCUCUCCUCGCUCAACUUCCACGAGAUAGACGAGUGCGUGAGAAACAUCGAGAGCUCCAUGGCGCUGGAGGCCACGGACCAAGGUAGGCAAGCGGGUGAGGAGGAGGAGGAAGUGGAUGAAGGCUUGGGUGUGGAUGAAGACGGUUUUAAAGACUCGCCGAACCCCAGCGAGCAUGGCCAUUCAGACGGACAGAGGACCAGCGGCAUCCGCACCAGCGACGACUCGUCAGAGGAGGACCCCUACGCCAAUGACCGCAUGGGCCCUCCCCCUGCCAUGCCAACCAUCCUGCCCUCAGCCUAUCACGGACCUCCCGGCAGCAGGGACGCCGCCUAUUGCAGGGCCCAGGAGGACGAGGAGGAGGACGUGGAGCUGAUUCCACCAAACGAGGACUCGGAUUAUGAUGCUGAUGAUUACGACGAGGGCGGCAUCAACAUGCCUCCCAGCAUGCCACUCUGUCUGACCCAGAGCGGCCGCUGGUCACAAGACUACCGCAGUUCCCUGGCAACAAGCACCAGUGCCAGCUCGGGGGCUUACAGGUUCAGCUCAGAAGGAGCUCAGUCAUCAUUUGAUGACAGCGAGGAUGACUUUGAAAGAUUUGAUACAGAUGACGAGUCGUCAUAUCGAAGAGAUUCAGUGUACAGCUGCGUCACUCUGCCGUACUUCCACAGCUUCCUCUGUAUCAAAGGUGGUCUGCUGAACUCGUGGAAGCGGCGCUGGUGUGUGCUGAAGGACGAGACGUUCCUGUGGUUCCGGAGCAGGCAGGAGGCUCUGAAGCAGGGCUGGCUGCUGAAGAAAGGUGGAGGCUCCUCCACACUGUCUCGCCGCAACUGGAGACGCCGCUGGUUCGUCCUGCGGCAGAGCAAGCUCAUUUACUACGACAACGACGCUGAAGAGAGGAUGAAGGGCAUGUUGGACAUUCACGAAGCCAAAGAGAUCAUUGACAUCACAGGAAAGGAGAAUGGAAUAGACAUUGUUAUGCCUGAGAGAACAUACCAUCUUAUAGCGGACACUGCAGAAGAUGCCAGCCAUUGGUUCAGUGUGCUGAGUCAGGUCCACACCUCUACUGAGCAGGAGAUCAGAGAGAUGCAUGAUGAACAGGCUAACCCACAGAAUGCAGUGGGUACUCUCGAUGUCGGGAUGAUUGACUCUGUGUGUGCCUCAGAUAACCCAGAGAGGCCGAACUCGUUCGUGAUUAUCACGGCUCAUCGUGUUCUGCACUGUAAUGCUGAGACUCCAGAAGAGAUGCACCACUGGAUCGCCCUGCUACAGCGUUCCAAAGGAGACACGCGUGUUCAGGGUCAGGAAUUCAUCAUCAGAGGUUGGCUCCAUAAGGAGAUGAAGGGCAGUAGUCGUGGUAACCUCAGACUAAAGAAACGCUGGUUCCUACUUACCCAUAAUUCCCUGGACUACUACAAAAGUUCAGAGCGAAAUGCUCUUAAACUGGGAUCUCUGCUGCUCAACAGCCUGUGCUCUGUACUGCCCCCUGAGGAGAGAGUGUACAAAGAGACUGGUUACUGGAGUGUGACAGUGUUUGGGCGUAAGCACUCCUACAGGCUGUACAGUAAACUGCAGAGUGAAGUGUCUCGCUGGGCCAGUGCUGUCCAGAACGUCAUCGAUACCAAACCUCCCAUAGACACCCACACCCAGCAGCUCAUCCAGGACAUUAAGGAGAACUGUCUAAACUCAGAAGUAGUGGAUCAGAUUUACAAGAGGAACCCAAUCCUGCGAUACACACACCACCCUCUACACACACCACUGCUGCCACUACCCUAUGGAGAUGUCCACCAAAGCCACGAUAAGGGAAGGAACUACAGCACUUUGCAGGCAGAGGCUCUGAAGCUCUUCAGCAUCCUUCAGCAGCUGGAAGGCGUGACCGACCCGGUUCCAGUCAUCCAGGGUCUUCUGCAGACGGGCCAAGACCUCCGACCCCUGCGGGACGAACUCUACUGCCAACUUAUCAAGCAAACAACACGCCCCCCUCAGCCAGGAGGCCCCGCCCACGUCAACGGCUGGCGAAUCAUAUCCUGCAUGUGUUGUACCUUUAGCCCCUCCUCCAGGAGCAUCCUGAAAUACCUCAAAUUCCACCUGAAGAGGACACGAGAACUGUACCCAGGCACUGAGAUGGAGCGCUACGCGACAUUUUCCCAAGAUGCACUGCGGCACGUCCGUGUGCGGGAGAGUGUGCCGUCGCGUGAAGAGCUACGAGCCAUUCUCAGCAGACAGGAAAUGACAUCAACUGUGUACUGCCAUGGAGGCGGGUCCUGCAAAAUUACCAUCAACUCGCACACCACAGCCGGAGAGGUGGUGGAUAAGCUGUUGAAGGGUCUGGCGAUGGAGGACAGCAGGAACAUGUUCGCUCUGUUUGAACACAACGACACCACAGACAAAGCCAUUGAAGGCCGGGCCAUAGUGGCGGAUGUUCUCGCUAAGUUCGAGAAGUUGGCAUCUGAAGAGGAGCAGAGUGGAGGAGGCUGGAAGUUUUAUUUUAAGCUGUACUGUUUCACAGAUACAGAGAACAUUCCAGUGGACAGUGUAGAGUUCGCCUUCAUGUUUGAACAGGCUCAUGAGGCAGUGAUCACUGGGCAGUAUCCUGCACCUGAGGAGACCCUGCAGUUCCUCGCAGCCCUCAGACUGCAGUACCUGCUCGGGGACUACAGCGCUCAAAAUGCUUUGCCCGACCUGGAGCAGGUAUUCCCCAUGGCACGCCUGCGGGCACGAGUCCAGCGCUUUGCCCCCAGCAACUCCAGCUCCACAGCAGGGGGUGAGAAGAAGAGAGGCAGCUUCCUGGAGGGCACACUCAGGAGGAGCUUCAGGGGCUCGCUGGGGCGACAGCGGCAGGGCGAGCUAUCCGCCGCGGUGGAGGCGUGGCUUCAGGAAGAGAAGGCGGGACUAAAGAGCUGCUUGAUAGAGAAAUGGAGGAAGCUGCAGGGGAUGAGUCAGGAUCACGCCAUGGUCAAAUACAUGAAUUUGGUCCGAGAGUGGCAGGGGUAUGGCUCUACACUGUUCAGUGUGGAGUGUGCUGAUGGAGUGUAUCCUGCAGAGCUGUGGCUGGGAGUCAGUCGUAAAGGAGUAUGUGUGUAUAAGCGAGGGGAGGCGUGGCCACUGGAGGUUUUCUCCUACGAGGCUAUUCUGUCUUUCGGAGCUCCACAGCCCAACCUUUACAAAAUCAGCGUGGAAGGACGAGAUCUGCUCUUCCAGACCUGCCAGGUGAUGGACAUCGCCAAACUGAUGAAAGCCUACAUCAGCAUGAUCGUACAGAAGCGCUUCAGCACCUGUCAAUCAAUCAGCAGCCACGGCAGCCAGUGCAGCAACUGGUGAACUCGGACCUCGCACUCUCGGACAGCCAAUCCCUACAAUCCCUGCCUUACACACACUCCUCUUAAUUUAUGCGUUUGAACUCACUGUUCAGCAAACAGAGUGUGAGCAAGCAGACCGAGGUGUGUGAGGAGGUUAACAGACAUUCCAGGACAUUCCAGAAAGUGGAAAUAUUUAAAUGCAUAAAGUCUUGUGAGCACUCUACAGACACAGUACAGGUGCUUUGAUAAAAAAAAAUUAUGUUUGGACGAGUAUUUUUGUAAAUAACCAAUGAUGUUAUUCACCUCAAAGUGCCUAAAGCCACAGAAAAAAGACACUGAACAAGAAUGUACUUCAUCUUUAAGAGGAAAUGCAUUAAUAUUAUAAACACAAAACAUUAUCUUCAUACAAUCAUGAAGCAUAAUAUUAUGACCACCUCCUUCUCUACAUAUUUUGUACUUAUUGUAUCAUAUCAUAUUAUCUUAUCAGCUCAUCUGUUGCUUACAGCUUCUUCAGGCCAUCCUAAAGUCCUUAGUCAGUGAUCACAUGACAAUUUAUCACAGGGAUUCUUAGGUGUUUAAAAACUUCAGCAGCACUGCUGCUGUAUCUGAUCCACUCAUACCAGCAUGCUAACCAGUGCUAAUCACUGCAGUGCUGAUAAUAAAUAAUGACCCACCAACCAAAUAAUAAUUAUAGCUGUUAUGUGGGUUCCUGAUCAUUGAAAAACAAGGUAAAAGGAGGAUAAAAAUAAAGUACUGUAAGCAGUAAAACAGAAAAACAACAUGCUUCUAUACUGUAUGUUCAGUGGAGCUGAUGAAAUAGAUAAUGGGUUCAGAAAUAAGGAGGUGGUCAUAAUGUUAUGUUACGUUUGAUCGUUGCAUUCUGCUGCAGAACACCUCAGUCCCAUGUCUUGGUCAGCACAAUGUGUUUAAAUCAAGAGAAUUACAAUAUAAAUGCACGUUGAUGUAAGUAAUGAAUGUUUCCUGAAUGUUCCGGAAGGGCUGUUGUCUCACUGACAUUUAGUCCACUAGCAUUUCACUGGAGCUCUGCAGGCAGAACCUCCAGCCAAAGACACAGCACUCAGAGCCUGUGCCUUUCUGCAAAAACAGACUGUUAUUCACACAAACACACUACAUUCACUACGUUCACAAACACAGGAAAUACAGUCAGAUUCAUAACUAUUUGGACAGUGAUAUUUAAUUUUGUUUAAUUUGCUGUGGUUUUGAAAUGGAGCAGUCAAGAUGUGAUUGGGAUACAAUUUUGGGUGGCAGGUUGGCUUAGUGGUUAGCACUGCAUUUGCCUCCCAGCACUGGGGUCUUGGGUUCAAGUCUCUGUAUGGGUGUAGUUAAUAUGUUUUUCUCCUUGUGUCUGCAUGGGUUUCAUCCCACAGUCCAAAAAAUGGAGAUCAUGUAUGUAAGGUGUUUUUUUUUUACGACACUAGUAACUAGUAACUAGUAGUAGGAAAAGAUUGUAGCCGUAAAGAUAAGCUAAGUUAAGUAAACAAAACUCUAAUUCUUAAAAAAAAAACAUUUCAGACAAGUCAGACAAGUCAAAUGAGCGUUUGAUGUUAAUCUUCACAGAUUUUCUCCUGAAAACUGUUUAUUUGGGUUAGUAAAGCACUUUGGUUUAUUUACAGUAAGCUUAGAUUUCCACUAAAGCUGGAGCAUUAACAUUAGCGGCUAAUGCCACCCUACAGAGCUACACCCUACAGCUACACCCAACAUCCUACAGAGCUACACUGAGGAACCCUAAGUGUUCCGGUAAGCCAGUAGCUUGUUUUAACAUAGUAAACUUACAGUCCGAUAUACUCACCUCUAAACAGCGUAAAUGCUAGUGCUGUGGUUAGUGGCUAAUGCUAAUGCUGCUCCAGCAGUGCUAGCCGGGGUUAGCAGCAGGCUACAGUCCGAUAUACUCACCUCUGAACAGCGUAAGAGCUAGCGCUGUGGUUAGCAGCUAAUGCUAAUGCUGCUACAGCAGUACUAGCCGGGGCUCACCCCUGGAUGGCCAAAGAGCCAUCACGCAAACUCUUUUUUAACGCUGUGGCAGAGUGGUCUUUAUAAACUGACUAUAAAUAAAUUCAUGCACAAGGCACACUUACGAUUUUUGGGAAAAUUAAAGGAUUUUAGGUGUACCUUAUAGUGCGGAAAAAAACAGUAAAUUGGAUACUUGGUCACUUUGCCUAAUUUUGCCCACCUCUAUACAAACACUAGAAAUCUAAAUUUAAACACUCCAUGUUCUGAACAUAAUUUGCUGUACUUUUCUGACUGCUGCCGUAAUUUUAGUAGGGGUUAAAUGUGGCCUCAAACUAUUUGCAGUUCUGUGUGUAUAGAGUUGUAUGUAAGCUUGGCUACUUACUUACAGUAUGGACUGAAAGAUGCACUCUGCGGAGGGAUAUCCAGUUAGUGUAGUUAAAAGUUUCCCUUUUCUCCAUGAGACACAUUAUUUCCUUUAUAUUCAUGCUUAAGGCAAAUCAGUUUGGCAGGAUCUAGAACCUCUAAACAUCAGAUGCAGGCAAUCACAGACACAGGAAGUGGAGAGAUUACGUAAAAAAUGUCACACACCAACUGCCUCAUUUCAAAUCCAUUGUUAGGGUGUACAGAAAUAAACAUAAACCCACUGUCCAAAGACUUAUGGACCUGACUGUAACUAUAAAGGCAGUGUCUCUCUGUAUUGAUUCAUUAUGUGAUAUAAUGUGCAAUGUCUUUGUUUUUUUUUUACUAAGAAAAGCUGAAUAUUUUUAAUCAUCUUUGUAUAAGACCACUGAUGUCAGGUGGAAUGUGUUGUUAUUAUUCCAAAGUACUUUACCAUGUUGUAUUAUUUUAAAAGCUUAAAAUACACAGACACCAACAAUAUGCAAUUUUUGACUUUUUCAUUAUGUGCAUUAGCUGUGGUAGUCAAUAAAGGACCUGAAAAUCAAAA
Astyanax mexicanus (Mexican tetra) is the source of this 9492-nucleotide messenger RNA. It is a transcript of the gene myo10, whose product is annotated as myosin X. NCBI's taxonomy places the organism in Eukaryota, Metazoa, Chordata, Actinopteri, Characiformes, Acestrorhamphidae. The record is from RefSeq and is a predicted model, not a curated record. Gene Ontology annotation, biological process: signal transduction. The transcript has 40 exons. The coding region runs from base 385 to 6597 and encodes 2070 amino acids. Gene Ontology annotation, molecular function: ATP binding; cytoskeletal motor activity; protein binding. Gene Ontology annotation, cellular component: cytoskeleton; myosin complex.